Messenger RNA from Lactuca saligna, 375 nucleotides. The record is from the annotation of a GenBank genome assembly. Lineage: Eukaryota; Viridiplantae; Streptophyta; Magnoliopsida; Asterales; Asteraceae.
AUGUUCGGGAAAAUUGGUAAUAUGUUUGGAAUGAAUUACAAAGAUCCACCUGAUCCAGCUAACAAAAAUUUAUACGAAGAUGAUAUGGAAGAUGACAUUGGAGCUAAACGAAGAGGAAGAAGAGCUGUGCACAAGGAAUUCUCUCCUUACUCAGCGAUUAAACCAUUAAGAUCGAAAGAAAAAAUGGAAGCUAAAGCUAAUCGGUUAAGGGAGGAGAAGAUGUAUUUGAGCUCGAAACCAAUAGCUGAUGGGUCUAAAGCUGUUCUUCGAGCUGGAAUACAUGAUGUAAUCAAAUCAAAUUAUGGAAAAGAAAAUAUCGAUCCUCAAUUUAUUAAAGCUGAAUUGGAUGCGUUUGAUAAGGUGAUUGCCGAGUAG